AACGACGGCGACGCGCACCUGAUGACGCAGAUGCUGAUUGGAGAGUGUGCCAAGCCAUCGUGCGCAAGUGCUCACUGGAGCUAGCGGCAUCGGAGGCCACCCCGCUUGCCUCUUUGGACCAGAAGAGGCAGCAGCAUGAGCUUCAGACCUUGGAGCACGACAUCAACUUUUUGAAAGCCCGACUGGCAGAUCUCCGUGGGGAGCGUGAACGCUUGGAGAACAGCCUUUCGAAUCUCGAGGAGCUACGUGAGGCGAAGAGGCGCCGAGUGGACUAG
Cladocopium goreaui is the source of this 275-nucleotide messenger RNA. NCBI's taxonomy places the organism in Eukaryota, Dinophyceae, Suessiales, Symbiodiniaceae. The record is from the annotation of a GenBank genome assembly.